Messenger RNA from Sorex fumeus (smoky shrew), 3387 nucleotides. Its product is annotated as guanylate-binding protein 6-like. The coding region runs from base 109 to 1998 and encodes 629 amino acids. NCBI's taxonomy places the organism in Eukaryota, Metazoa, Chordata, Mammalia, Eulipotyphla, Soricidae. Gene Ontology annotation, biological process: defense response to Gram-positive bacterium; defense response to protozoan. The record is from RefSeq and is a predicted model, not a curated record. Gene Ontology annotation, molecular function: GTP binding; GTPase activity. The transcript is spliced from 11 exons.
UCAACCCCAGUUUGCUUUAAACCCUGAAGGAGGAAAAGAGAAAAGGGAGAAGAAGCAAAGCACUGGACACGAGACCACAGAAAGUUCUUGUGCAGUGGAGCAGUUUUCAUGGCAUCUGGACCCAACAUGAUGACCCCCAUUUGUCUGGUGGAAAACAAGAAUGAAAAAUUGUCAGUGAACCGGGAAGCUCUAGAGAUUCUACAGAAGAUUUCUCAGCCAGUGGUGGUGGUGGCCAUUGUAGGGCCAUAUCGUACAGGCAAAUCCUAUCUGAUGAACUGUCUUGCAGGAAAAAACCAUGGUUUUCCUCUAGGCUCAACAGUGCAAUCUAAAACCAAGGGUAUCUGGAUGUGGUGCCUUCCCCACCCCUUAAAACCCAAUCAAGUUCUCAUCCUACUGGACACUGAAGGCUUGGGAGAUGUGGAAAAGAGUGACCCUAAGAACGACUCGUGGAUCUUUUCCUUGGCUAUACUUCUGUGCAGCAGCUUUGUCUACAAUAGCAUUGGCACAAUCAAUCACCAGGCCCUGGAGCAGCUGCAUUAUGUGACAGAGCUCACAGAAUUCAUUAAGACAAGGUCUUCUCCUUGCCCUGAUGGAGUAAAAGAUUCUGCAGAAUUUGUGGGUUUCUUUCCAGACUUUAUCUGGACUGUCCGUGAUUUCACACUGGAGCUGAAAAUAGAUGGUCACCUUGUCACAGAAGAUGAGUACCUGGAAAAUGCCUUGAAACUGAGUAAAAGCAAAAAUUCCCAAAUUGAAGCAUCCAAUAAUUCCAGAGAGUCUAUUAGAAAUUUCUUUCCAGAACGAAAGUGUUUUGUCUUUGAUCGACCAAUACAUGACAAAAAUCUUCUAGCCAAUAUUGAGAAUGUGCCUGAAAACCAACUAGAUCCCCAGUUUCUGGAACAAACAAAAAAAUUUUGUUUCUAUAUAUUCACCAAUGCAAGAGUUAAGACGCUCAAAGAGGGAGUCAUUGUCACCGGGAAACGUCUGUCUACUCUGGUGGUGACCUACGUGGAUACCAUCAACGGUGGAGCAGUUCCUUGUUUGGAGAACGCAGUGAUAACACUGGCUCAGUGUGAGAACUCAGCUGCAGUACAGAUGGCAUCUGAUCACUACAGUGAGCAAAUGACCCAGAAAGUAGAAUUUCCAACAGAAACGGUCCAGGAACUGCUGGACAUGCAUGCAAUGUGUGAGAAGGAGGCCAUUGCAAUUUUCAUGAAGCAUUCCUUCAAGGAUGAAAACCAAGAGUUUCAGAAGAAGCUGGUGAAAAUAAUAAAAGAUAAAAAAGAAGAAUUUUUGCUGCAGAAUGAAGAGGCAUCUGUUAAAUGUUGCCAGGCUAUUAUUGAGCAGCUUUCAAAGGCCCUGAUGGAAAGUAUUUCAAUGGGAGCUUACUCUGUUCCUGGAGGGCACAAAUGUUACAUGGAAGUAAUGGAAAAAAUAAAGCAGGACUAUAAGCAGAAGUCCAGGAAAGGUGUGAAGUCAAAUGAGGUCUUUCAGAACUUCUUGAAGUCACAGGAAACAGUGGAGAGAUCUAUCCUGCAGUUAGACACAGCCCUCACUGAAAGAGAAAAAGCCUUAGAAGAGGAGCGGACUAGGAGGGAGAGAAUUGAGAAGGAGCAGGAGCUGUUAAAACAGAAACAACAGGAGCAGCAGCAACUGAUGGAGGCAGAAAAUAAAAGUCUACAGGAAAAUAUAGCUCAACUGGAAAAAAAGCUGAUUCAAGAAAGAGAAAUAAGUCUGCAAGAGCAUACCAAAAUGUUGGAACAUAAACUGAAGGUACAGGAAGAGAUCCUUCAAGAAGGUUUUAGGAAAAGAGCUGAAGGUAUGAAUGAAGAAAUUAAUCAACUGAAAAAUAGGAUUAAAGCCACUGAAGAUGAUAGUUCCUGGAUUUUACAAAUCUUAAAGGAUGUUGCUGUGGAGAUUGUGUCAAUAGUGUUUCUUCCUAAGUUAAAAAUUGCGGAUAGUUUAGUAAAAGGUGUGAGCUCACUAUUUAAACGAAAGUAGUUCUUUUUAAAUGCCCAAUAUUCUGACCUCUCCUUGAUGUGGAUGCUACUUUCAUUCAGUAAAGUUUUAAACAUAAUUAGUGUAUACUAGAUUAUAUUGAUAUCAAAUAAAUCAGUGCUUACUUUGCUAUAAAUGUUUACUUUAGGAAAUACAUGCAAAAUAAUAUGUAUAUCAAUAUAUCAUAUACAUAUGCAAACAAGAAGUUCAUGCACAAUCAUUGUUAGUGACAAAAUAGUGGAAGUGUGAACUGUUAAAUUGGGCACGUAUAUAUACUGACAUAAAAGCAAAUAAGCAAGUCUAUUUGAAUACGUAACAAUACAAAAUAAACAUAACAAAAUAUGAGGCAUAAAUGUUUUUGUGUAAUGUAUUCAGUGUUAAAAUAUAAGCAUUUUUAUUAUUCUACAUUCAUAUCUAUGUUUAUAUUCUAUAUAAAUGUUCUAGAAUGUUUCUAGAAAAAUUCAUUAGAAACUAGUAUCAUGGUUUGUGCUGGAGAGAACAGAGAUAGUGUGAAAAAUUCAUUAUAUAUUUCAUCUUUUUCAUUUUAUAUCAAAAAUUUAAGAAGUGUAUAAUUGUAACGAGGCUAAAAUUUCAUAAAAAGCAAAGUAGGGACAAAGUGGGUACAGUGGGUAGGGUGCAUAUCUUUCCUGCAGCCAAUGGGUUUUCAUUCCUGGCACCACAUAUGGUGCCCUGAGCUUGCCAGGAGUGACCCCUGAGCACAUAGCCAGGAGUAAUCCCUGGGCAUUAUGGAGUGUGUCCCAAAACAAACAAAUACAAAAAAGAAAGUACUGAAGUACAUGUGUGAGAAGUAUAGUACUAUAACUUGUGCUAGGAGAAGGAAAAUAACAUCGGGCUCUUCAGAGUGAGGUUAACAAUUAAACAGAGUGUGAAAAUAAUAAUACAGAAACUAGAAAGAAAGCUCUAAGGGCUGAUGAUAUAUUUUGCAUGCUUGGUAGUCAAAGUUUGAUAAAUGGUAUUUUGAGCACUCCUGAGAGCAACCUCUAAGCUCAGAAUAGGUAAAAGUUCCCAAGCAUCACCUAAGUGUGGUCCCCAAACAAAUAUUAAAACUCCCUUAAAUAUAUAAGCAAAAUAAAUGUCAUAUGACUUAUAGCCCGGCAAGCUACCGAGAGUAUUCGAUAUGCCAGACACAGUAACAAUAUGAAACAUUAAAUGUUUAAUGAUAGACUUUUUAGUACAAAAGAGUAUAACAGUAUUUGUAAUAGAGAAGACACAUUUAAGAGUGACAUGAAACACAGAUAAUUUUUUAAUUAAAUGAUAAGAGUGAGAUGCAAAUGGAAAUGUGAUUAAUCUCUGGAAUCUGAUUUUUGGUUUAGUUUUUACCUUCUUUUUCUAGUUCCUUUAGGAAUAAAAUAAAGUCUUUUAUUUGUGAUU